CCAAAGUGAGUACGACACACCUCUCUACUUACUGUUGUAGUACAAUUACUUUCUCUCUCUCUCUCAUGGCGAGCUUACUAAGCUCAUCACCCAUAGAAGCAAUCAUGGACGACCCUGAUUUCCUCGACUUCUCCAAACCCAGCAUCACCACCAGCUCUUCCUCCGAGGAAGACUGGAUCAACCUUUGGUCCCCUCUCGUCGACUGGGGAUCCCUCGCCGCCGGCGAAGACAAUUUUCAAACCCUCAUUGACUCCAUCGCCCAUGAAGACGACGUCGUUUCGACCCCUGAUCAAACCAUAGCCCAAGACUCCGACUUAAGUAGCCACGACGAGAAGGGCCUCCGCCUGGUGCACCUCCUCAUGGCGGCGGCGGAGGCCCUCACCCCCGGCACCGAGAGCCACCACCUGGCUCGAGUGAUAUUGGUUCGGCUCAACGAGUUGGUGUCCACCACUCACGGCACCAACAUCGAAAGACUCGCGGCGCACUUUAGCAGCGCGCUGCAAAAUCUGCUAGAUGGCGCCGGGAGUGCGCACAGCAUAACCACCGACACCCCCAAUCCCACGGACACGCUCACCGCGUUCCACCUUCUCCAGGACAUGUCUCCUUACGUCAAGUUCGCUCAUUUCACCGCCAACCAGGCUAUCUUAGAGGCCGUAGCCCAUGAAAAACGGGUCCACAUCGUCGACUUCGACGUGACCGAAGGAGCCCAAUGGGCAUCCCUAAUGCAGUCCCUCUCUUCAAGAAGCACCGGCCCACCUGCCCCACACCUCCGCAUUACCGCAUUGUCCAGAGGCUCCGCCCCUGGACGGAGAUCCAUCGCCACCAUUCAGGAAACCGGACGGAGGCUAACGGCGUUCGCGGCAUCCGUGGGGCAACCGUUUUCUUUUCACCAAUGUCGGUUGGACCCUGGCGAAACGUUUCGACCUUCGUCACUGAAACUGAUUCGCGGCGAGGCCUUGGUCUUUAACUGCAUGCUGCACUUGCCGCACCUGAGCUUCCGAGCCUCAGGUUCCGUUGCUUCGUUUCUGAAAGGUGCGAAGGAGUUGAACCCGAGGGUUGUAAUGGUGGUAGAGGAAGAGGUGGCGCGCGGUGGAGAUGCCGGCUUUGUGGGCUUGUUUAUGGAUUCGCUGCAGCACUACUCGGCGGUGUUUGAUUCUCUGGAGGUUGGGUUUCCCAUGCAGAAAUGGUCCCAGGCUUUGGUGGAGCGCGUGUUUUUGGGCCCAAGAAUAGCAAAUUCUGUGAGCCUUAUGUACCGGAGUGGAGGAGAGGACAGAGGAUCGUGGGAGGAGUGGUUGGGUGCGGCGGGGUUCAGGGGAGUUCCCGUAAGCUUCGCUAAUCACUGCCAAGCGAAUCUGUUAUUAGGACUGUUUAACGAUGGAUAUAGAGUAGAGGAGAUGGGGAACAAUAAAUUGGUGUUGGGUUGGAAAUCACGCCGUUUGAUAUCAGCCUCUGUUUGGACUUCAAACUCUUGAUUUCAGCCUCUGUUUGCUCUGUGUUGUGUCUCAUCCUAAGAAUAAAAGGGACUUUCUCUAUUCCUUGUCAAUCCCUUUUUAAUGAAAUAACCUCGUUGUUUUA
This is a messenger RNA of Vigna umbellata (rice bean), 1575 nucleotides long. Its product is annotated as GRAS family transcription factor. Lineage: Eukaryota; Viridiplantae; Streptophyta; Magnoliopsida; Fabales; Fabaceae. The record is from RefSeq and is a predicted model, not a curated record.